AUGAUCAUGGAAACCAUCUUGUGUGGCAGCACCGGUGGGUUACGUGGGCCCCAGGCAACAACCAUCCCUCAGUGCAGAUGUGUCCGCUACGAGCAAGCGGGGAUCACCAGAGCGACGCUUCCCGAGGGCAUGCAAAUUGUAGGUGAUGAUGACGGAGGAAAAAUCUUUACCCCUGAGGAAUAUGAGGAGUACAAAAGAAAAGUAUUACCCAUUCGGUUACAGAACAGGUUGUAUGUGAGCUGGAGAUCACCAACUGGCAUGGACUGUAAGCUUGUUGGACCAGAGACACUGUGCUUUUGUACUCACCGGUAUAAACAACACAAAACGGACUACGAAGUGAUUCCUAAGGACCGUCCUAUUUGUGUUCCGUGUCGAGUGAGCCGCUGUCAGUGCCAGUCCUAUCACUACGUUCCUCUAAAUGGCACACAGCCCAUCCGCUGUAGAUGCAAACACUUUGCUGAUCAGCACAGUGCAGCGCCUGGAUUUUCGUGCAACUCUUGUUCCAAGUGUUCGGGAUUUCACAGUUGCUUUACCUGUGGAUGUGGUCAGCCAACGUAUGCACACGAAACAGUAGUGGAAACUAAACAAGAGCGGUUAGCCCAAGGAAAGCCUGUGGGUCAAGACGUUCCUUAUGCUGCUAUGGGGGGACUGACUGGUUUUAGCUCACUAGCAGAGGGCUACGUGAGGCUUGAUGACAGCGGAAUAGGAGCUCCUUCUGCUGAACUUCUAGAAUCCCCUGUAACCAGCAUGGAUCAUCCAUUUCUAAAAGCAUUUCAGGGACCUUCUAGUUCUACUCAAAACAUCUCACAGAUAGCAGGUUGUUCUACUGCCAUGAUGCAAGUGUCUCAUGAAGGGCGUUCAGAAGAAGAUGACAUGGCUUAUUUUGAAAAACGUUAUCAGGAACGGCUGAAAAAGGAGAAGGCUGCUAAACAAACGGAGAAAAGUCCAGUGCGAUCAAAGAAGCCAUGAGAUUAAUGAGGAAAUAUUUAUUAUGUGGAACAGUGCUAAUUGCUGUACUGAAGAGUAUUUUUCACUGCACCUGCUUUUACUUCAUUUCUUUAUUUGGUUUUGUU
This is a messenger RNA of Cygnus atratus (black swan), 1073 nucleotides long. RefSeq names its product family with sequence similarity 221 member A (gene FAM221A). The coding region runs from base 1 to 969 and encodes 322 amino acids. The record is from RefSeq and is a predicted model, not a curated record. The transcript has 7 exons. NCBI's taxonomy places the organism in Eukaryota, Metazoa, Chordata, Aves, Anseriformes, Anatidae.